CGCUCCGGUGCUACGUGCUUUCUUUGUCAAUGAGGCGCCGCUCCGAGCUGCAGUAGCUUUCGCGGCUGGAGCCAGAGCCUAGCUAUCCAGUGAACCGACAGGGAUAGAGACCUGGGCGCAGGGGCGGCGGCGGGCGGCACGCUGCACGAGCUAGGUCCGCGGGUCUCCGUGUCUCGCAGCCUCGCUCUCGAGGUGCAGCAUCCGGCCCUGGGGAGGGGACCGGGGCGCCGCCCGUCCCACCCUCGCCGCACCGUGGGAACCCCCAUGCAACCCCGGUACCCGCGCGCCUGAAGCCGCGGCUCCUUUGAGCCCGCCUCCGACCCAGGCAGGACGAGCGAACAGCUCGCACCUCCUGCCUCCCUCCGACUCCCGGGCCAUGGCCCGAGAUGCCCGGUGAGGAGCGGUGCGCGGAGGGCUGGGCUCACCGGCGCGGUGUGGAACGAGGCAGCGGCCUGGAUGUAUGAACAGUCCCUAUGGCUCUGCAGGAGGCGAAGCCCCAGGGCCCGAGCGAAGCUGAGCCGGCAGCGCGGGAGCCCAGGGACCGGCUCCGGGAGCAAGGGCUCUGCGGGGCGGGCGGGAUCGCCGCGCGUUGCCAGGGCGUGAGAAGCUCCGAGGCCCGCCGGUCCGAGGAUGUGCUGCUGCGGCGGCCACUGCUGCUGGGACUCUUGCUGCUGGCUGCCCUCUCCGGGCACUGCUGGGCCGACUCCGGGACAGACAAUCUACAGAUACAUGUCACUCCGACCUCAGAGUCCUUUCCCCUUGGGAAAUUGUUACCAAUUUCACCAACAUGGCCUUUCUCGGAAGUCAAGUCUUCCUCAGCAGCAGACAGAUUCAAGAAUGUGCUGGGGCAGCCUCCUGACAACACAACCUUGCUGAAGCUAUCCCAGACACCUCUGCCCAAGGCACACCGCAGGACCAGGGCACAUGUGGACUUCUCUUCAUCCCUUUACCAAGGAAGUGGACAUAGCGCCUCCCUGGAUCUUGCCAAGGACCCCACUGAGACUCUGGUCCAAACAAGGCCUGAAGGGGGAAGAGAAGCAGCAGACAUGUCAGCCCCUGGAGGCCUUCCAGGUGGAACCUCCUCACGGCCCAUGUGGGAAGAGGCUUUGAGUCCUGUAUCUACCCAGCCAGUCCUCACAGCGGGGCCUGUCAGAGGGCACGGUGCAGAGUCAUUACCCACUUAUCUGCGCACAGCGGCAGCAAGCUAUGGGGCCUGGGCCCCACGAUCCCAGACUGCAGAGUCAGUGAUGACCAGCAGAGAGCUAGCCCCUGUUCCUCCUACAAAUAGUUUUGCCAACUGGCCACAUUUGUCAGAAGUGCCAGAGAGUUCCAGAAAGCCCACCCUCUUCCCAGAAAACAAACCUUCCUCUUUGGUGCCGCCUCCUCAGCCUCUUACUACACUCAGUCAAGGGCAAAUGGUCCAUCCUGAGGCAGCUCCUGGAUCACCACUGAAGGGGACAGGCACCCCUCUCUCCCUGCUUACUGUCCUCCAGCCCAAUAAGGAUCACCAUGCCUCUCCAGCCCCUGUGCCAGAGGCACCCUUGUCCCGAGAAGGUGACCAUGAUGAGUACCUUCCUGAUGCAGCCACACAGCUUCUCUCAAGCAAACUUCCUAAUCCUCCUCCUACAAUUUGGACAUUUCCUCAGCAAAAGGAGGAUAGGGCAGCAGCCAUUUUCUGGACAAAUGAAAAGGCAAACGGGACAACUUCUCUGUGGGCUCUGCCAACGAAAGAGGCCCCCAGUCGUCGUGCAGUGACUGGAUCCACCUCUGAUUUUAACACAGGUCAUCUCUCACCUCUCAUCAUGACAGCACUAAGAACAGACCUCUCUCCUCCAGGGUCACCUCCGUCAUCCGCGCUCACCACACAAGCUCCUUCUCCUCACUCUUCCGGCACCAAGCUGGAGUCUCUCGCAGCUGUCACAAGCCAGUCAGAGUUGCCAGCUUCGGCUUCCAAACAGGUGACAGAACUUCCCUCCUCCACCGACGUCCAUGGUCUCCCAACAAUGGGAGGCACGAGAAAGCCAGCAGCCACAGAUGUUUUCUGGAGCUUUCUUUCAGCAGAAACUGCAUCCCUCUCCACACAAUCGGGGAUAUCUGGCUCGCAGCAGCAAACGAAUCACGAUGUAAACACUCAUACAAUUAACUCCACACAUCGGGAACUUCGUCCAGCUUCAGCGGCUCUUCCCGGUGGUACAACUUCAGCUGCCAAUGCAUUACAAUCUCGGAAUUUCAAAGAGAUUGCUGGGCAGCUGGUGGCUGCAGACAGCUUUAACUUCCAGGACCCAGUCCUCAGUCCCAGGACCAGCCAGCCUCUCCAACCCUCAGAAGAGGCCGUAGUUGAAAGCCACACAGACUUCCCGCCCACAGGCAAGCAUGCCAGAGACUUUGACACAGAAAUGGUUCAUUUCUACUCCUCCACAAGUCAACAUCCUAUGUCACAACUGCCCAUCGGGCCGGCCCAUCCUUUUUGGCCAACCUGGCCAAGUUUAGCUUCUGCGGCUAGCUUGCACCAAAUGCUUUCAGACGGAACAGACACAGGUUCACAAAUUUCCAGUGACAUCUAUCUAUCACCAGGGGAAAAUGGCUCCCCACCAUUCCAGAGUGUCCUGGAAUAUCACUCAUCUACAGCCUCACCUUCUGUACCAACCGGUGCCUUUUCCAGGACCCCUUCCAAAGUGCUGCGAACCUCCCGGCGUCCCAAGAAAUGGACAGGUGCAGCCACUCACACAGGUAGUUUGUUUCCUGGUACCCAGAAAACAGUGGAAACCUCUGUGUCCUCCAAAGGAGAACUGUCAGCAACUGCAGCAGCCACCGCCACCACCACAUUGUUUCUGAGAAGAUCAAGUCCAGCGCCACUGUCUGCGGCACUCACUGCUAAGGGCACUGGCAGCAGCAGCAGCAGCUUAGCCAAGAGCAGUCUGACCACUGCUCUAGCUAAAAACGUCACCAACAAGGCAGCAUCAGGCCCAAAGGUGACAGCAGGGACCAUCCAUACAGCCUUUCCAUUCACACCAACCUACAUGCUUGCCCGGACAGCACACAGCCUGAGCACACACACAACCAUGCAAGGGGCAACAGGCUCCGUGUCAGGCCUGUUGUCCACAACACACCUCCCCAAGAAGCCACAAGCCAUGCACACUGGUCUCCCUAAUCCUACCAGGCCAGACACACCCAGAGCAUCCACACCCCGCCCACUGACAAUCACAGCUGCGCUGACGUCCAUGACGGCAUCAGUAAAGGCCACGAGACUGCCAUCUUUGCAGGCAGGAAACACAGAUGCUGCUUUUCCGGCUGUGUCUACUGCAAUGGUCACAACUGGCAGGAUGGCAUCCAACUUGGACUGUCAGAUGUCCCACAAGUUCUUAGUGAAGACAGUUUUCUUCCUAACUCAGAGGAGAAUACAGAGCAGCGAGUCCUUGAAGCUUGGGGUAACCAAAGGGCUCACGCAGGCAUUGCGGAAGGCUUUCCACCAGAACGAUGUCUCCGCUCACGUGGACAUUCUGGAAUAUUCUCAUAAUGUCACAGUUGGCUAUUAUGCUACCAAAGGGAGACUGGUGUAUUUGCCUGCUGUGGUGAUGGACGUGCUGGGCGUGUAUGGAGUCAGCAAUGUCACUGCCGACCUGAAGCAGCACACUCCCAACUUGCAGUCUGUGGCGGUGCUUGCCUCCCCGUGGAAGCCCCAGCCUGCAGGUGCCUUCCAGCUGAAGACAGUGCUGCAGUUUGUAAGCCAGUCGGACAACAUCCAGUCCUGCAGGUUUGCCCAGACAAUGGAGCAGAGGCUGCAGAAGGCAUUCCAGGAUGCAGAGAGGAAGGUCCUCAGCACCAGGAGCAACCUGACAGUUCAGAUCGUGAGCACGUCCAAUGCCUCCCAAGCUGUCACACUGGUGUAUGCUGUGGGCAAUCAGAGCUCGUUCCUCAAUGGCACCGUGGCCAGCAGCCUCCUUAGCCAGCUCUCAGCUGAGCUGGUAGGAUUCUACCUCACCUACCCUCCACUCACCAUCGCUGAACCACUGGAAUAUCCCAACCUCGACACAUCAGAAACAACCAGAGACUACUGGGUCAUCACAGUGCUCCAGGGUGUGGACAACUCACUGGUGGGCCUGCACAACCAGAGCUUUGCCCGGGUCAUGGAGCAGCGCCUGGCUCAGCUGUUCAUGAUGUCCCAGCAACAGGGCCGGCGGUUUAAACGUGCUACCACCUUGGGAAGCUACACUGUGCAGAUGGUAAAGAUGCAGCGAGUGCCAGGACCAAAGGACCCAGCAGAGCUGACGUACUACACGCUGUACAACGGGAAGCCACUGCUGGGGACUGCAGCAGCCAAGAUUCUGAGCACCAUCGACUCCCAGAGGAUGGCCCUGACCCUGCAUCACGUUGUCCUUCUACAAGCUGACCCCGUGGUAAAGAAUCCACCCAACAACCUGUGGAUCAUCGCUGCGGUGCUGGCUCCCAUCGCCGUGGUCACCAUCAUCAUCAUCAUCAUCACUGCUGUGCUUUGUAGGAAGAACAAGAACGACUUCAAGCCGGACACCAUGAUAAACCUGCCGCAGAGAGCGAAGCCCGUGCAAGGCUUUGACUACGCCAAGCAGCAUCUCGGCCAGCAAGGGGCAGAUGAGGAAGUCAUCCCUGUGACCCAGGAAACGGUGGUCCUCCCCAUACCUGUCAGAGAUACUCCUCAGGAAAGAGACACAGCUCAGGAUGGCAGCACCAUCAAGACAGCUAAGUCCACUGAAACCAGAAAGAGCAGGUCGCCCAGUGAGAAUGGCUCUGUCAUCAGCAACGAAUCAGGAAAGCCCAGCUCAGGGAGGCGCUCACCCCAGAAUGGAAUGACACAGCAGAAAGUGACAAAGGAGGAGUCCAGAAAGAGAAAUGUGACAGCGAGCGAUGAAGAGGAGGGAGCAGGUCUCUUUGACAGCGCUGGCAAGGCGGCAGCAGAUCCCUUUGACACCUCCUCUGGAUCUGUGCAGCUCAUCGCUAUCAAACCAUCAGCUCUGCCCGUAGUGCACCCUGCCUCCGACAGGGGCCAGGAGUCCUCAGCAGCGCUCAAUGGCGAGGUGAACAAGGCACUGAAGCAGAAAUCAGACAUUGAGCACUACCGGAACAAGCUGCGCCUGAAAGCCAAGAGGAAGGGGUAUUAUGACUUCCCCCCAGUGGAGGCAAGCAAAGGCCUGACGGAAAGGAAGAUGUAUGAGAAAGCCCCCAAAGAAGUGGAGCAUGUUUUGGACCCAGACCCAGAACUGUGUGCUCCCUUUGCGGAGUCUAAAAACAGGCAACAGAUGAAGAACUCUGUCUACCGAAGCCGGCAGUCUCUGAAUAGCCCGAGUCCGGGAGAAACUGAGAUGGACCUUCUGGUCACUCGCGAGCGACCCCGACGUGGAAUCCGGAACAGCGGAUAUGAUACUGAGCCUGAGAUCAUAGAAGAAACCAACGUGGACAGAGUCCACGAGCCCCGGGGCUAUGGCAGGGCACGGCAGGUGAAGGGCCACUCAGAGACCUCCACACUGAGCUCGCAGCCUUCCAUCGACGAAGUCCGACAGCAGAUGCACAUGCUUUUGGAGGAAGCCUUUAGCCUGGCAUCUGCUGGCCAUGCAGGCCAAAGCCGGCACCAGGAGACCUAUGGCUCCACUCAGCACCUGCCGUACUCAGAGGUGGUGACCAGUGCUCCGGGGACCAUGACACGGCCCAGGGCUGGAGUGCAGUGGGUGCCCACCUACCGACCAGAAAUGUACCAGUACAGUCUGCCCCGGCCGGCUUACAGGUUCUCCCAGCUUCCUGAAAUGGUCAUGGGCUCUCCCCCACCCCCAGUUCCACCUCGAACAGGCCCUGUGGCCGUGGCUUCCCUCAGGAGGUCCACCUCAGACAUCGGCAGCAAGACCCGGAUGGCGGAGUCCACGGGACCUGAGCCCACCCAGUUGCAUGACAGUGCCUCAUUUGCCCAGGUGUCCAGAGGUCCCGUGUCCGUGACGCAGUUGGAUCAGUCGGCUUUAAAUUACUCAGGUAACACGGUGCCAGCAGUGUUUGCCAUCCCAGCUGCCAACAGACCCGGCUUCACCGGCUACUUCAUCCCAACACCACCCUCAUCCUACAGGAGCCAGGCUUGGAUGUCCUAUGCAGGAGAGAAUGAGCUCCCGAGCCAGUGGGCUGAUUCGGUCCCUCUUCCUGGGUACAUCGAGGCCUACCCCAGGUCACGUUAUCAACAGAGCUCCCCCUCCAGGCUUCCUCGCCAGUAUAGCCAGCCAGCCAACCUUCAUCCCAGCCUAGAGCAGGCCCCUGUCCCCUCUGCAGCUGCCUCACAGCAAAGCCUGACCGAAAAUGAGCCUCCGGACACUCCGUUGACCAACAUCUCCACUGCAGCCCUCGUGAAGGCUAUCCGAGAGGAAGUAGCCAAGUUGGCCAAGAAGCAGACAGACAUGUUUGAGUUCCAGGUCUAAUGCCUCAACUCUGAGGGGCUCUGCACUUGAAGGCUGUGAGGCAGCCAACAGGCUCCUCUCCCCUAAUGUGUGGAGGCUCUGGAUACUAAAUAACAAUAGACAUGGUCUUUCUCACCCUCGGAUUCUGAGAGCCAACAGCGGGGCUGCAGGAAAGCAGGAAACUUGUGAACAACUGGAGUCUGACUUCUGCAGCCCAUUGUGGGUCAACAAGUCCCUAACAGGGACCCUGUGCUUGAUAUUCUGUUGGGCUGAAUGUCUGGACUGUGGGUGGAAAGUCCCCAAGGAGCCCUAGUCGUGAGAGGCACUAGCUAGCCUGCAGGUUCCUGUCCAACGUCCCAUUUUCAUAAAUCACCAGAAGGGAGAGAAUGCUGCUCUGUCUUCAGUGACCUCUGCAUGUUCUCUUUCUGUGUUAAAGGCAACACAGGAGUGUGAUUAACCACCAGACUGUACUCUUGCAUUGAGCCAUGACCAUGAUUGCUUUAAAAAAAAAAUCACCUCUAGUCUGUAAGGGAGAUACUGACUCUCAAGCCAAGAAACUUGAUUCUCUUUGCUUUUAAAGGUUCAUGUUCAAAGUCAAAUGAAUUGGAUGGAAAUCAGUUCCAAUGGCUGUGCCUAUAAAUAGUCCUGACUCCUUUUCUCCCCCACCUGUUAAUUAAAGGCCAAGAAAGAGAGGCAAUGAGCCAGAAUGGCAGACUUGGGUUGACAGGCUGUUUAAGAGGUGUUGUCAUUUUGGAAAUAGAGUCUCCUGCAAAUCAGUAUCCAAAUGAAAGGCAAUCGGUGCUAAGAGGCUUGGGAGCCUACAAAAGAGAAGCAGUUGUUUGUGGAGGUUUUGCUUUGUCCAUAUUGAGGAUGGCUUGAGAACCUGGCCAUCCAGAGGGAACAAUAGAUGCAUCAACUUUAACAAGAUCUAUCUCCUACACAGUGCCAUUCAGCAUGCAUUGCUGAGUGGUUCGAAGCAGACCAUGACUGAUUCCAUUAGAAGUGGGAAAGGUGGAUCCACAGUCAUCCCAAGCUGCAGCCUCUGUUUGUAGAAACCUCUGAAUGUAGGAAAUCUUAUGUGAAAUUAAGGCAUCUUUCUUAAAAGUCUGUGGAGUUCACCAGUUCUCCAUAGUGGAUGGACACAGGAGGAAAUUUGCUGAGACGGCAGGGAUGUCCUGGUAUGGAGCAUCAGCCUGCAGAGUCCUGGGUGGAAACACUGCCUUGUAGCUCUGGGGUACCAGCCACAGAUGAUCCCUCUUGUGCAAAUAAAACUGAUUUGGGGUACCAGAAGAAAAGGAAAACCUAAGUUUCCACCCUAGCUUUGGGAGCCAUGUAUGGUGUCAGUGGGACAAUUUGGUGUGUAUUGGGGAAUAUGGUCCUACCCAGCCUUCACCCAUGACCCAUCUUGCUUCCGCUGUCCCCAUGUCCCUCCUAACCCAUCUAUGCAUUGUCUUCAUGAGUUUCUUUGGUCUUUACUGAAGGAAGAGAGAGGAGAGUAGGAUUGGAACUGAUUAGAACGGGAGAUUCAAACUGUCAAAGCACAGAACUUCCCCAAGAAGCUGUUUUUAUUUCCCUAUGGCAAACUGUCCUUUCUGGAAUGUUCAGAGAUGAUAAUGUUGUGGAAUCCCCAGACAAGCCUCUUGUGGGGAUGAUGUUAGGUAGCGAGCGCCCUUUUAGUAUGCUGGUUGAUCUUUCAUAGUCUUAGUCUUUUGUUACUUAAUAAGAAAUCAGCUAUAAAUAAAAUGUAUUUUUGUAAUUUCCAUGUGUAUAUAUGGUAUAUUUCUACCAAUGGCCAGUUGUAGUCCAAAUCCGAAAUCAGCUUGCAGAACACUGUGGCCAGUGCAAGAUUUUACUGACAGACUAAUGCGAUGCCUAACCCAGCCACACGGGCAUUUGAUGCACAUGAAUGAACAAAGAGCCAAAGAAACUCAGCCUUUUCGUGCAAAUGGUGUAAGACUGAUAUCGCCAGCUACUUCGCUCCACUUUAUCAGUAAUAUCAGCUUUCCAUCCAUGCGGCAUAUCAACUCGGGACUUUGUGGACUUGGCAAAUGCUUGGAAUGUGAGAAAGAAGUUUCUAGACCAUAGAAUAUGUAUGCUUCAAAAAGACAGUGUCUAAGCUUUGGGCUCCAGUAACUUCCAGAAAGAUCAUGAAUCCAGAGUUAACCAGUGGUGUAGCUCCAGAUUUCUAGGAAGAUGAAGCUGCCGCUCGCUGGAGUCUUGGCAGAACCCAUAAAAUAUUUAGUUCAUCGGGACAAUUAAAAUAGAGCAUGGUAAGUCAGCUGCCCUUUUCAGCUAGACACCAUGGGUUCCAGAAGUCUAUGCAAAGAAAACCUUAAAUUAAUGAAAACAUUACUAUGCUCAUGUUUUUCUACAAUGAUUAAAGCCUCCUGGGACUAAGAUGUUGUUCUUUCUCUAAAGAGUCUCCUAAUGGUAUAGAGGUGAUAAGUCACCGGAUAGGAGACUCCGAGAAGUUCAGAUGGUUAAAAUCACGUGAUAUAAAAAAAUGAGAUGAGGUCCCAAGGGAGCCCAGAGGAGGCAGCAGUGAGCUCAGAUCAUCAUGACCUUCUAGACAGUCACAGAAGCCAUAGAGGAUCUCAGUGGUUUACAAGGAGGAAGCCAAACUCCAGACAAGUGGAGGGUGGAGCCCCAGCCUGCUGACUCAUGCUCCAGCCUGCUGACUCAUGUCCCAGCCUGCUGACUCAUGCCCCAGCCUGCUGACUCAUGCUCCAGCCUGCUCUCCAUUUCACCACACUGCCUGUACACUUGUUGGGGACACAUUUCUUUAACUGUGCCCAGAAGUUAAAAAAAAAAAAAUAGGUAGGGUUCCUGUGAGAUUCCAUAAUACUCUUGCCAAGAAGGAGGAGGAAGAGGAGGAAGAGGAAGAGAAGAUGAUCAAUUUGGCUGUUUCCAGAGAGUUCCACUGAAGAAACUAUGUCCUUAGUUGCGAUUGAAGCUUGUGGGGGUAACUUACUCAUUCAGCACCGUGGAUUAAAACGGCAAGCAGGGAUGCUCUGACACUGUCACUGAAUCAGGUGAUCCAGUAGUGUGGGGACAUAAAGGCCUGCUGUGUGGCCUGGUACCUGAGAUCUGAGGUUGUGCAGCAUCAGGACGGUAACUGUGAGCUAUGGAAUGGGGGGGACAUCACCUCCGGAAGGGUUUGAAGCAGUUCACUGUCCCAUGAAAGAUAACGCUGUGCACUCAUUAUUUUAAAAGCCCAGGAGAAGAGCAACAGACAGACAUACAGACAGACAGACAGACAGAGAAACAAAAAAAAGUGACAUGCAAUUUCUGAAUAAUCUUAAUACAUGAAAGAAAAUAGUAAGAUCUGUGAUUCAGAAGAAAUCCUUCUGUGGGGGAAGGUAGACUGGAGGGGCGUGACGAUUCUUACAUCUAAGUAAAAGCAAUGUUUCCCUGCCAGGCAAAACUUGAAAUAGAUCAAAAACUAUUGAUUUCAUAUAAAUGAGCCCCAUUUUUCCCCACAGAGUACACAAGUACUCAAAAGUUCAAUGAAUAAUGAAUGUAACAGAAAUUUUCAAGUUCGAGAAAAAGGUUUGAGCUUAAACCCAAUCUUAGAGUUUGGACUUCCCUUACAAAGUACAGUCCAAGACUCCCUAAGGUGUAAUGUACAGUUUAGCUUGUGACCACCCUCAAAGGUGUUCUAGUCUCAAGGACCAGAAACCUGUCCAGCCUUGCUCCAGCUCAGGGACUGACUGGAAGAGACUGGGACAAAGGGCAAGGGAGACAUCCGCCAGCCCACCUCUCUCUCUCUCUCUCUCUCUCUCUCUCUCUCUCUCUCUCACUCUCUCUCCUCUGCAGCUCCCAUCUGUCUCUCUCAGCACAUGUGUUCCACCACCCUCUCACUUGCCUGGGCCAUCCAGCUUCCCCACUAAUGCAUAUGGAACCAAAUACCAACCUCAGAACUCACACCACACCUUUCCUCCUUCCCAGACUAUUCUUGAACUAGCAUCUUUGAGCCUCCUUACACAAACGCUUGAGAACCUGAUUGAUCGAGUUCAUACCUGCCUGUGGUGGAUAAGCCACGCUCAGGGCAGGUGCCCAUCCAGUCAGCUGUAAGCAAAGAGGCAGGGCUCUGUCAUACAAGCAUGGUUCCUGGAUUGACCCGUUUGGCAGGGGCUCUAGUUGAGGGUUGGUACCCCAAGGAAGGAUCAUGAUCGGCCGGACUCCUUAAAGGAACCUGCCACAGAUUGGAACUGACCAUAUGUAUCCCUAAGAUACCACCUGGCAGCCUGCACUCGGAGGGCAGUCCUCUUGAUACGGCCCUCCGUAUGAGGAAAAGGCAUCUCCCACUUGUACGUGAGGUGAGAGUGCACACACCUGAUCAUCUGGUAGACUGGCCAGACUUCCCCCCAGACCCUUCCCACCCCUACCCACACUAGUUACUGCUGCUGGGCUGCAGAAGAGAUCUCUGACCAAGGCCCAGUUAACCCGAUGUCAUGCUCAGCUCGGCAGACAAUAAAUACUUGUAAAUUGAAUUGCAUGAUCUUAGCUCAGGUGCUAUUAAUGUGGCUCCCGGCCACACAUUUGCAUGGAUGAGAAAACUGACGAGCCUCUCCAUAGAGUCUCUCUGAGACAAAAUCGGUUUCAAGUGAAAAUGACGUCACAGUAGCUCUGAGCUUCUGGCUAGAAGUGACACGUUCUGAGAACAGAAAGGGCUCCUGAUUGCUUAGGUGAACUGUUACAGAAUCUAGGUGGCCAUAAAUACUGAAACGUAGCACUGAAAUAUACUGAAAGGGGGUAUUAAGAAAUAUAAUUGUAUCUGAAACAAAUUGUCUUAGAAGAUACUGAGUUGCUUGUUUCUGUAGGUUUCAAGAGGAGGAAAAUUUCGAGAAGGAAGACUUUGUCCUCAGAGGUCAAGCCCAUUUUGAUUUAGAUGUUAUACGUAUAGAACAUCCUAUGAUAAAUCUAGAAACUAAUUGUUUCGUCCGCUGGCUUGCUCGGACUCUUGUAAAUUAUGGAAGGAGGCCAUCCAAUGUACUUUACAUAAAUUAACCGUGGCCUCACCUUGCACUCCUUCAUCUCUUCUUUGGGUCUAAACUUGCCUCCACCCUCACGUAAAUUAAGGAGAGAAAGGGAAAGGAAAUGUACCAAACAGAACCAGAGGAGUGCAGCUGGGCUGGAGACUCCGAGAGGUGGGAACAUUCUAGAACUGGAGUGACUCACUCUGGCUGGUCCGUGACUCCUCUCAGGUAAAAUGGAAACACUAACAUCGGUACUUCCUAUCUCCACAAGGAAGGUGUGGAUAAUGUGACUGAACAUGGUUUGGAAAGUGUACUGAAAUGGUUGACUAUGAAAACCUUCCCUUUGACAGUUCAGUUGGAUCCAGCUCCUGCUAGCCACUGAAUUAAUUUGUGUUGCAGUGUGUUCAAUGACACAACUUGUUAUCAAGGAAGAAUAAAGGAAUUCUGCAGUUUGUAAUUGCCCACGAAAGUCAGCCCCCAUGGAGUUGCUGUUAUCGCUGUUUGUCGCCUGAGGUUUGGGGGGUAUGUGAGUGUUUCCACGUGUGCUUUGACUCUGGGUGGGAAAAAACCCAGACUGUGAUUCUCUCAAACCACUUUAGAUGCACUGGGCAAAGUACUGAGUGGGAGCUUUGACUGUAGCUGUCGUUACUCCGUUGCUUUGCUUUCUAAUUAACUUUGUAUGUCCUUUGCCUCUGCCGGGAACAGAGUGUUCAUAUGCUGUUAGAAUUUUUUUAUUGUAAAAUAAAAUGACAAAGGCUUUCAUACCCC
Molecule: messenger RNA, 12154 nt
Organism: Mus caroli (Ryukyu mouse)
Lineage: Eukaryota; Metazoa; Chordata; Mammalia; Rodentia; Muridae
Source: RefSeq, a predicted model, not a curated record